AUGAAGCUAACUAGAUUCACCUUCUUGCUUUGUGCAUUAGCUUUUUUAUUGCUUAUUACUUCAACAUCUUCUCUACAACUCCACUCUGGUUACUCAUCUCCUAGCCAAGGAAAAUCUGAGAAUGAAGAGAAGAGAUUAGGUGAAGAAGAAGAGGAGAAAGCUCUAUCGAAAUAUCUAUCGAUGGAUUAUCCAAGGUUUAGAAGAAGACGGCCAGUUCACAACAAGUCUCUACGUCCAUGA
Molecule: messenger RNA, 240 nt
Organism: Eruca vesicaria subsp. sativa (arugula)
Lineage: Eukaryota; Viridiplantae; Streptophyta; Magnoliopsida; Brassicales; Brassicaceae
Source: the annotation of a GenBank genome assembly